Ochotona princeps (American pika) is the source of this 482-nucleotide messenger RNA. RefSeq names its product translocase of inner mitochondrial membrane 10 (gene TIMM10). Gene Ontology annotation, cellular component: mitochondrial inner membrane. The record is from RefSeq and is a predicted model, not a curated record. NCBI's taxonomy places the organism in Eukaryota, Metazoa, Chordata, Mammalia, Lagomorpha, Ochotonidae. Gene Ontology annotation, biological process: protein insertion into mitochondrial inner membrane. Bases 119 to 391 code for a protein of 90 amino acids. The transcript is spliced from 3 exons.
UCCCGGUACCGCCUCCUGGAAGUUUCGUUUCGGAUCGAGGCAGAGGCGGGACUUCCGUCCCGGCAGCGCCCACGUGCUUCCGCUCUGGUUCACCUGGGCGCCCGCAGGCCGGGCCGAGAUGGAUCCGCUCAGAGCCCAGCAGCUGGCCGCGGAGCUGGAGGUGGAGAUGAUGGCCGAUAUGUACAACAGGAUGACCAAUGCCUGCCACCGGAAGUGCGUGCCUCCCCACUACAAAGAAGCCGAGCUGUCCAAGGGCGAGUCUGUGUGCCUGGACCGCUGUGUCUCCAAGUACCUGGACAUCCAUGAGCGCAUGGGCAAGAAGCUGACAGAGCUGUCCAUGCAAGACGAGGAGCUGAUGAAGAGGGUCCAGCAGAGCUCUGGGCCUGUGUGAGGCCGCAGCCCGGACACACCCGGGGGGACAGACUGCCCCUUCCCACGCGUCUAAUAAAAGUGGCUUCCUGGGUGUCCCUCUGUGAAGACCA